UGACCUAAAAAACCGGGUGGGAAAGCGUUAGAGUUUGUGCAGAGCCUGCCGCGAAUAACUUUGGCAAACUUGCGGCCUGAACCAGGAGCCAGAAAAGAAGAGAAACGGCGGGGAAGAGGACAGCAUGGUGGCAACAGAAGCGGCCGAGGACAUAAAGGAGAGCGACAGAGAGGCAACCGACCUCGGCUGGGAUUUGAAGGGGGUCAAACUCCCUUUUAUCUGGUUAUUCCAAAAUAUGGCUACAAUGAAGGACACAGUCUCCGGCCUCAGUACCCGCCUCUGUCUUUGAAACGGCUGCAGUACUUGAUUGAUCUGGGAAGAGUCGACCCAACCCAACCCAUAGACCUGACCCAGCUUGUCAAUGCCAGAGGUGUGACAGUCCAGCCUUUGAAGAGAGACCAUGGAGUCCAGCUUGUUGACGAGGGUUCCGAUAUUUUUGUUGCAAAAGUCAACAUUGAGGUUCAGAGAGCUUCUGAAGGAGCCAUAGCUGCUAUUGAGAGGAAUGGUGGCAUCAUCACGACCAGUUUCUACGAUCCUAUAAGUCUCGGUAUUCUCAUCAAGCCGGUCCCGUUCUUCUUGCGUGGGCAGCCGAUUCCAAAGCGAAUGUUACCAGGGGAGGAAAUGGUUCCUUACUACACAGAUGCUCAAAACCGGGGUUACUUGGCAGACCCAGAGAAAAUCCAUCAGGCACGGAUAGCCCUGGCACAGAAGUAUGGAUAUGUUUUGCCAGACAUUUCAAAGGAUGAACUGUAUCAUAUGCUCUCCAUGAGGAAGGACAUCCGACAGAUCUUCUUUGGCCUCUCUCCAGGCUGGGUUGUUAACAUGUCAGAGAAGAAGAUCUUGAAACCAACUGAUGAGAAGCUGCUUAAAUAUUACAGUUCGUAAGUGUUAGAUGUUAAAUAAAUGUUUGUGCAUUAA
Monopterus albus (swamp eel) is the source of this 918-nucleotide messenger RNA. It is a transcript of the gene mrpl15, whose product is annotated as mitochondrial ribosomal protein L15. Gene Ontology annotation, molecular function: structural constituent of ribosome. Gene Ontology annotation, biological process: translation. The record is from RefSeq and is a predicted model, not a curated record. Lineage: Eukaryota; Metazoa; Chordata; Actinopteri; Synbranchiformes; Synbranchidae. The annotation marks the transcript as partial. Gene Ontology annotation, cellular component: mitochondrial large ribosomal subunit. The transcript has 5 exons.